GACAACAGCAAAUCAAUAAGUGCUUGAAAUGAAAGGGGCUGCUGGCUAGCCCCCGAGGCUACAGCUUUUCGCACCGCCAGGCUUUUUUUCUUUUCUUUUCUUUUCUUCUCUUUUUUUUUUUCCACCGAACUUCGGGCGCUGCUUUGCGCUGCCUCCCACCAGAAGAGCUGCCUUUCAUCCAGCCCUGCCCGCCGGACGCAGAUAACGGGUAAUGGAGUCCAACUGCCGCAAACUUGUAUCAGCCUGUGUCCAGCUAGGGGUGCAGCCGGCCACCGUGGAGUGCCUCUUCUCCAAGGACGCGGAGCUCAAGAAGGGGGAGCUAAGCGAGGCGCCCGAGGGCCGGAAGGAGGCCGCCGGCAGCAAGGUCUUCGGCCGCCAGCACCCCGGCGCCAAUGGCGCGCACGUAGACUUUGGCGUCCUUUUGCCGAUGAACUGCAUGAAAGACCCGUUAAGCCUGGAGCGCCUGGGAGCCGGGAGUAAGCUGUGCUCCUCCUCACCUUCCUCCUCCUCCUCUUCAUCAUCUUGCCACCACCACCAGCCCGCGCUGGCCAUGGCUACCGCGCUGGCGCCGGGGCAGGCUCGCUCCUCCUUGGAGUCCGCCAAGCACCGGCUGGAGGUGCACACCAUCUCCGACACCUCCAGCCCCGAGGCCGCAGAGAAAGAUAAGAGCCAGCAGAGCAAGAAUGAGGAUGCGGGAUCCGAGGACCCCUCCAAGAAGAAGAGGCAACGGCGGCAGCGGACUCACUUCACGAGCCAGCAGCUGCAAGAGCUGGAGGCCACUUUCCAGCGGAAUCGCUACCCGGACAUGUCCACCCGGGAGGAGAUCGCCGUCUGGACCAACCUCACCGAGGCCAGGGUCAGGGUUUGGUUCAAGAACCGCAGAGCCAAAUGGAGAAAGAGAGAGAGGAACCAGCAAGCCGAGCUUUGCAAAAAUGGCUUUGGUCCACAGUUUAACGGCCUCAUGCAGCCCUACGAUGACAUGUACCCCGGCUACUCUUACAACAACUGGGCAGCCAAAGGCCUGACCUCCGCCUCCCUCUCCACCAAAAGCUUUCCUUUCUUCAACUCCAUGAAUGUCAACCCUCUGUCUUCUCAGAGCAUGUUCUCCCCUCCAAACUCCAUCUCCUCCAUGAGUAUGUCUUCAAGCAUGGUACCCUCCGCGGUCACGGGGGUCCCCGGCUCCAGCCUCAACAGCCUGAAUAACUUGAACAACUUGAGCAAUCCCUCCCUGAAUUCUGCAGUGCCAACGCCAGCCUGUCCUUAUGCUCCUCCAACACCUCCUUAUGUAUAUAGGGACACGUGUAACUCCAGCUUGGCGAGUCUGAGACUUAAAGCCAAGCAGCACUCCAGUUUUGGCUAUGCCAGUGUGCAGAACCCAGCUUCCAACCUGAGUGCUUGCCAGUACGCUGUGGACAGACCCGUGUGAGAUACACGAGUAUUAAACACUGCAUGGGAAUCCCUCCCCAUUUCCCACAGAGACUGAGAAUUACACUAGAGAGUAAUGGGCACUAUAGGGAAAGAGAAAGGAGGAAAAAAACAGAGGGAGAGAGGAAAAAGAGAGAGAGAAAAGGAAACCACUGAAAUAAGAUAGUUCCUUUGUUUUCAAAGGACCUCCUACAGAUUCGGAGAUCUUUCACUAAGAGUAUUUCAACAGUUACAAGGACAUAUAUAUAUAUAUAUAUAUAUAUGGACAAAUGUUUGACUGGAUAUGAUAUGACAUUUUAAUGUUACUAUAAGCUUGUUAUUUUUUAAGUUUAGCAUUGUUAACAUAAAAUGACUGAAAGGAUGUAUAUAUAUCGAAAUGUCAAAUUAAUUUUAUAAAAGCAGUUGUUAGUAAUAUCACAACAGUGUUUUUAAAACGUUAGGCUUUAAAAUAAAGCAUGUUACACAGAAGCGAUUAGGAUUUUUUCGCUUGCGAGCAAGGGAAUGUAUAUAGUAAAUGCGACACUGUAUGUUUCUAACAUAUAAUUAUUAAAAAAACAUUGUGUGAAUAUCAGUUUUAGAAUAGUACCUCUGGUGGAUGCAAUGAUGUUUCUGAUAUUGCAAUGUAAAACAUGCCCUGUGUAUAACAUUUCGUACAAUAUUAUUGUUUUACUUUUCAGCAAACAUGAAAAAUGUGUUUUAUUUCAUGGGAGUAAAAUAUACAGCAUACA
Dromaius novaehollandiae (emu) is the source of this 2153-nucleotide messenger RNA. It is a transcript of the gene PITX2, whose product is annotated as paired like homeodomain 2. Bases 212 to 1426 code for a protein of 404 amino acids. The transcript is spliced from 6 exons. The record is from RefSeq and is a predicted model, not a curated record. Lineage: Eukaryota; Metazoa; Chordata; Aves; Casuariiformes; Dromaiidae. Gene Ontology annotation, biological process: anatomical structure morphogenesis; regulation of transcription by RNA polymerase II. Gene Ontology annotation, molecular function: DNA-binding transcription factor activity, RNA polymerase II-specific; RNA polymerase II cis-regulatory region sequence-specific DNA binding. Gene Ontology annotation, cellular component: nucleus.